AUGUCUUCUUCAAGUAAUAUCGACAAUAAUGAAAUGAAUUCGGAUCAAACAGCACAAGCGUCUUCUUCAUCAUCAUCAUCAUCAACAUCAUCUCUGAUCCGAUCAAGUCUACUCGAAUAUCUCACAGAUCCUCAGCUAACACAAAAUACAGAAUUAAAAGCAAGAUUGAGACAUGGAAAGCCUCAAGCUCUUCUUGUUCUGUUGCUUCAUUUCCUCAUGUUGAAGCAUGGAUUUCGGUGUGUGGGCUUGCUAGAAACUGAUCCGAACACAGAAUUGUCUGAAGGAAAUAUUUUACCUCCCCAAGGUUUUGAUCAAAAUCCCGAAAUGUUCUCUCUCAAAUACAAACAUUCCCAGAGAACAUUUACCUUUUCAUUGAAAGUAUUGAUGAUGGGACAAUCUAAAUUAUUGGUUUUUGCAACAACAUUGCUUUUCCCUAAUUUAGAUAUCAAUGAUAAUAGCAAUGUUAAUAUGAGUCAAUAUUCAAAACAGCAAGAGCAAGAAGAAGUUUACCAGUUGGAGCUGAAUAAUUUAUUUGAUUUUAUUGAUCGAGAGAAAUUAUCAAACUGCACCGACAAUGAUUUGGACUUUGCCUCUAUUUACAAGAACUUGCAAGAUUUAGAAUUUAGAUUUAAGACAACCAUUCAGAAUAAGUUAGUUCCAAAAGAAGGUUAUGAAACUGGUAGUAGCAGUAGUGUUAGUAGUGGCAGUUCUCAACCAUCUUCAUCCAUUUCUGUUGAAAGACCUAGUGCAGGUAGAUAUCAACCUCCUAGAUCACUUCUCGACGAUGAUUAUGAUGAAAUUGGACAUGACCCGCUUAGAAUUGGUCCUCCAAUUCGUUCUGGAUAUAUUCAACCACCUCAUGGUCAUCCUUAUCGUGUUGGAGAUGAAGAUCUCUAUCCUGGUCUUGGAGGGCUUCCUCAACCUUUCCCAAGAGGUGGUGGUGGUCUUCCUUUCGGAGGUGGUGGAAUUGGUGGUGGCGGCAGCAUGGUAGGUCCAAAUAAUCCAAUGUUUGGAGGACGUGGAAGGCCAUUGAUGCCUGGUGGAGGUAAUCCAUUUGUGCCACCUGGAGCGAGAUUUGACCCUAUCUAUCCAAAUGCACCACUUGGUGGAGGAAGAAGUAAUGGAGGAGGUAGAGGUGGUAAUGUUGGAGGAGAACCAAACCCUGAUCAUCAUCGACCUCCAAGAGAUUUGGAUGAUGAUGACGAUUUUCAUUCCCACUUUUACAUGUAA
Molecule: messenger RNA, 1230 nt
Organism: Naegleria fowleri
Lineage: Eukaryota; Heterolobosea; Eutetramitea; Acrasida; Naegleriidae
Exons: 1
Coding region: 1-1230 (409 amino acids)
Biological process (GO): proteasome-mediated ubiquitin-dependent protein catabolic process
Molecular function (GO): endopeptidase inhibitor activity; proteasome binding
Source: RefSeq, a predicted model, not a curated record